UGUCUCUGAAAAGAACAAAUUUCUUAAGUUUUUUGGUUUUUACCGGUUUUACAGCCAGAAUUAUAGGCAGUUUAAAGUUCAACAUGAAACUCGGAUUUAUUUACUAGAAAUUGAAGAAGUGAAAGUGAUCUUUACGGUCAGUAUAAUUAUUCUGCAGUUGUUCACGUUCUACUUGUGCUAAGUGCAAAUGUAUGUUGACGUUUGUGAUCUCGUUCUUCAUUAGCAAUGCGAUGCAUGUAGCUAUUCAUUAACUUCUUAAUUUGAUUUAGGUUACUUAAUCUGUUACUUUGGGCAUUUUUUUUUUAUUUUUACUUAAAUAAUGAUGCAUACUUCUCCAAGUGGGGUCACAUGACUGCUGGGCAGAGAGCAGCAGGAGAACAGAGCUGUGCAUGAAAGCACUCACUCCUCCCUAUAUAGUCCACUAUAUAGUAAAUUUGCCAUUUUGUAGUGCUGUCAAAUUGUAUAGUUAGAAUUAUUAUACCCUAUAUAGUGGACUCAUAGUAGCCUAUCCCACAUUGCAUCAUGAAAAGUAGUGUACAGCCAGAAACAGUAAAUAUUUAACAGUAGCUGAAAACCCAGCGCUUCUGUUCAGCCACCUCCUCGUUAAAAAGGUCACAUGCCAGUUUAUUGCAAAAAGUGCCUACUUUUUCAUAAAAAGUCAUGACAGGUCAUAACAUAAACCACAAACCUAAAAUAUCCCACUAUUAAUGGGAAAGAACAAGGAAUGUAAGCUUUGGUUUUGUAUACAAUAACUCCUUAACUCUUCCUCAGGCUGAGAUUCAGGUUUAUCCAUGAUGAUGUUGUCACUACUCCCCAACACUGGUUAUUAUCAACAUGUGUAUUAUAGUUUAUUUUGAGUCAUACACAGAUACUCUGUCCCCUUCAGAUGGAUUAUAGAACAGGCCCCUGGAGCAGAGCCUCUGUAUGAAGAGACAAUAAACAUUUCUUAUUAGAAAGUCACCAAGCAACAACAAAGAGGUGCACCUUGACUACAAAGAGACACAAAAUGAAGCAACAAUAAAUUAUGUUUUGUGUCUCUUUGCAAUGCCGUUUAUACACAGUCUAGGGUUAGGUUGGUGCGGAAUCUUUCAUACAUGGAGUGAUAGCCAAGAGGAAAAUCGUCACGUGUACAUUUCUAGUAAAACACAAUUUCCCAGGUUGCUUUGCGAUUAGAACAACAAAGAUGGCGAUUCAGCUCGGUGUUCGUAGACGUGAUAUGAAUUGUGAGACGUACAACAGAUGAGCUAAAGGAGUGACAACCGACACAGCACUGCAGAAAAUUUACCACUGCGGUGUAACUACAUCACAGUGAAUCUAGACUGACGGAUAAAAUGCCUUCUCCCAAAGCUAAAAACCCCGGUCGCAGCGGAGGAAGUCCGGUGCUCGGCAGCUCUAACGGCCGUUACGAGUUCAUGUCACUGACGAAGCCGCUGAACCGGUCCUCACCGCCGCACCUCCUCCAGCGGCAGGGCUCCGACCCGACCACAGCCCGGCUUCGAGCCUCGGAGAGCCCCACUCGGCGCCGGGGCUCCAGUUCCUCCACGGGCUCGGGAAGCGGUCAGGGGCUGCCAGAAGAGGACGGUAUACGGCUCAACCCGUCCUUCAUCCGCGUAGCACUCAGCUCCCUGCUCGCCAUCGACCUGUGGCUGUCCAAGCGGCUGGGGGUGUGUGCCUGCGAGGACUCGUCCUGGGGAAGUGUGCGCCCGUUAAUGAAACUGAUAGAGAUAUCGGGACAUGGCAUCCCCUGGCUGGCUGGCACCGCCUACUGUAUGUACAAGAGUGACAGUGCUGCAGGACAAGAAGUCAUGCUCAACCUUUUAAUGGGCUUGCUGUUGGAUCUGGUCCUGGUUGCCAUUGUUAAGGCAGUGGUGCGCCGGCGUCGGCCCGCACAUAACCGUAUGGACAUGUUCGCCACCUUUUCUGUGGACCGCUACUCCUUUCCUUCCGGCCAUGCCACCCGUGCCGCCAUGUGCGGGCGGUUCCUGCUGGCUCACCUCGUGCUUGCGGCCCCGCUGAGGGUCCUCGUCCUGCUGUGGGCCGGCCUGGUCGGGCUGAGCCGAGUGCUGCUGGGCAGGCACAACGUGACUGAUGUGAUGUUUGGGUUCUGGAUGGGGUAUUGGCAGUACAACCUGGUGGAGAUGCUGUGGCUCUCACCUCAAACCCUGCAAGGGCUGCUGGGACAGUUAGCUUAACAUUAAGGACUGAAGAAGGAGGAAAUAUGAGCGCUUGCACAGCUUUUCUCUUUUACACUGAUAUAUAAGAGACGGUCGAUGGUUCUUUGACUAGAGAAGAGAUCUCUAUCACACACAUCCUUGUCUGUGCACAGGUAUGCACACUGUUGGUAGGCCCCUCCUGUUAUCGCCAUAUUUAAAUUGAGGUCAGUUUCCAAUGAUUUCCCCAUUCUGCAGUUCAUGCUUCUGUUCACCUCCAGCCACCACACCCAAACCCUCAUAAACAUUCAUUUCACCCAUUUAUGUCAGUUAUUAUUUUCUUGACAUUAUCACUGUCACAUUAAUAAUCAACCAAAAUAUAUCACGUAUGACUAAUUACUAAUCAGUUUUGAUGGAUUACACAUUAUUAAUAUCAGGUCAUGCACAUAAAUCCCUUACAGAGUGCUACCAUGGACUACACUGCUGCCAUAUCAUACCUGUUAUUUGUACCUGCUUUAGUAUUUCAACACUAAAACACAACUUGUUAAACCCUUUAUUUAUUAAAAAAUGAAGGAUGGUCUAAGGAUAGAAAUAUAUUCAUUUUCCAAAACAAUUCAGAAGAAGUGUGUGGAAGUCCUCUUCUCUAGGCAGUGACCAUUUCAAAUAGUGUUUUGCGUCUGAAGUCUUAGUAAAGCACUGACACACUGUACAACACAUUUGUCUAUUUAAGGGAGGAAGGCUGUAUAUUGGAUGGACUUGAGGUAGCGUCUUUACAUCUUCAUUGUAAAGUAAUGAGCCAUCCAUUCACCAAACAUAACCUGCUGAACCGAAGAGAAAUGACCACAGUUUGGCUCGACUGGUGGUGAAGGAGCCACAGAUUUGCUGCUUUACUGAGGAAAAAAUGGUGGGAGACUGUAAAUUUAUGAUACAUAGGGCAGGUGUUUUUAGUCAUGUUCACCUGCUGUUUGAAGUUAAAGGACGCAUCGAGUGAAAGACCAUCAGCUGUGGUUUUAUGAAAAGGAUAGUGGCCUGUGGUCUGCCAACAAAAUGACCGUUAUGAGUUAAUUAGCUUAUGACUGAUUCACCACAUUGUCAUAGAAUUGUUCUCUUUCUCAGGACAAAACCGAGUCCAUCACUGCAUUAUACAUACGAACAUUUGGAAACAAGCUGUGAGCCUGUUAAUUCAGUUUUCAAUCAAGGUCUUGCUCUGAUUUCAUGAAAGUCACAUGAACUUGACUUUGGAUGAAAUUUUGUGCCUCUCAUCUGAACACCUCUCACCUCUGAGUGUGAGGUAUGGAACACGUUGCAGCUGAGGUGUACCUACAGCUCAGAAAAAGGGAAGCAUGUCUAAAUACCUGAAGUGUAUUCAAUUACACCGCAAGUUCAAACUUGAUCACUGGCUCUGACUGAGGAUAACACAUUACAUUCAUCACCUCUCUUCACUAAAUCUCAGUCCGAGAAAAUGCUAAAAUAACGUUAUGGUUCUUUCUUUAUAUUAAACAAACUGGCUUGU
Molecule: messenger RNA, 3663 nt
Organism: Seriola dumerili (greater amberjack)
Lineage: Eukaryota; Metazoa; Chordata; Actinopteri; Carangiformes; Carangidae
Gene: plpp6
Product: phospholipid phosphatase 6
Exons: 2
Coding region: 1332-2192 (286 amino acids)
Molecular function (GO): sphingosine-1-phosphate phosphatase activity
Source: RefSeq, a predicted model, not a curated record